AUGCAAUAUAGUCUCAGUGACAUCUCCUUCAGCAUCUACGUUGAACGUGACAUGGAGCAGCUACAAAGAAUCAAGCUUUUAUGUUCUAGAUUUGAGGGUCGUAAACUCAACAGACAUCGCACCGGUGAUGCUGACAGUGUCCAGUACGCAGAGGCUGUGGUGCAGCCACCGACUACUGUGACUCUCACUGCAACUGGAAAGAGCACAGCCCAAGUGACGUGGAACCCUGUGAGCAAAGUCCUGCGUUAUCAAGUGACAGUGAGAGACAUCGGCCGCCCGAAUAAACCACCUGUCGUGAGAAAUUCACAAUCCACAUCCAUGGAUAUCGGAUAUCUGGAGCCCUGCUCCUUCUACACAGUGGGAGUAUCAUCGGUCAACAUCUUCAUGGUGCCUGGAGAACCCUCGAUUGUCGCAUACAAUACCACUACUAUAGGUGACGUAACAACAGUCUCUGUGGACUACAGCUGCUCCACCAGCAGUGUGACAGUAACUUGGGAUGCGGUGAUUGGGGCUGGCCUGUACAGGGCCGUGGCUGUCGAUAGGACCGGGGCCUCCCUUAACUGCACGUCAGUUUCCACCAGCUGUCAGAUCCCCGAGCUCAGAUGUGGAGAGAACUACCAGGUCCGUGUCGCAGCCAUCUCUGAUGACUGUGAGAGCAUCCCCAGCGUCACAUCCACUUUUGAGACAGUCCCCUGCGCUCCGGUUGACCUUGAGGCCACACAUGACUGCUCCUCCAAUGCCGUCGUCUUUAGAUGGCAGCCCACCAAUAACACCCACUACUACGUGGCCACGGCUGUGGAUGACACCGGCAAAGCGACUGAGUGCAUGACGCUGGACGGAAUAUGUUACUUCACCGAUGUUAGCUGUGGUCGGUUCUACACAUACAGUGUGUAUGCUGUGAGCCCAGAAUGUAACAGCCAGAUCAGUCAACCCAAGUUUGUCCGGACCUCCCCUUGUUUGCCAACGUAUGUGAGGACAAAAGCCGACUGCAUCACAAACACUCUCAUCACAACCUGGGACUCAUCUGAGGGAGCUUUGUCCUAUACUAUCAGUGCUGAAGGGAACAAUGGAGAAACCUACAACUGCUCCUCCCCAAACAACACCUGUAAAAUCAUUGGUGUGCCAUGUGGAGAACAGCUCAGUGUGUGGUUCCUUGCCUCUAACGACAUCUGCUCUACUGACAAGAUGCUGGUAGAAGCUGCUCAGACUGCACCUUGCCCUCCAACAGACAUCGAGGCAUUCAGAGACUGUGACGCCAACCAUGCUGUGAUAGCCUGGCAGAACAAGCAGACGUCAGGCGUCUACACUGCGACAUUAAAAGAUCUGAGUGGACCACAGCUUAACUGCACAAGCAACACAUUCAACAACUGCACAAUAGCCAAUCUGCCAUGUGGAAAAAAAUACAAUGUUACAGUCACCAACGGUGAUGGACAGUGUCAGUCCACCUCAGCAUCUAUUAGCAUGGACUCAGAGAACUACACCACCAUCAUCUCUAGAGCUAUGGGUCCUCCUCUGUAUUGUAACUCUACGGACACCCAGUGUACUGUGGGAGGACUGUGGUGUGAACGCUCCUACACAGUGACAGUUUUCUCCAUCACCGGGACAUGCCUCAGCCUGCCGAGUAAAGAGGUUGUGGUGAAAACAUUGCCGUGUCCUCCAACCAACGUCACAGCUGUGCACAUGUGCGCUUCAGAUCCCGUUCCUGUAUCGUGGACUCACAGCGGUAAUGCCAAGCUCUUCAUCGCUGUAGCUUCGGGCAGCGGAGGUCACAGGGCUGAGUGCACCACCAAUGAAACAUCCUGCAGCCUUCUUGGACUCCAGUGUGGGGAAGUGUACACCGUCAGUGUUGUAGGAGCUGAUAACAACUGUACAGGUCUACAGAGCAAACCCCUCUCUUUAAAAACAGAGCCAUGCUCUCCCUCUAAUGUGACCAGCCAGGUGAUCUGUGGUGCUGGAGCCGCUCAGGUGUUCUGGACCCCCAGCAUGAAUGCAGUAAGCUAUGAAGUAAAGGCCACCAGCACUAGUCAGACCCUCACAUGCAACAGCUCCUUCUCUAACUGCACCCUGAGACCACUGGUCUGUGGCCAAGCUUAUGACGUUCAAGUGUCUGCCACUGAUGGUACCUGUGCCAGCAACUACAGCACCCCCUUCAGGCAAGACCAAGUACCGUGUACUCCAGAGAGUGUUACUACAGACCUGCAGUGUGGCACAAAUGACUUAACAGUCAGCUGGGCAUCUUCUCCUCUACCCCUCAACUACAGCGUGAAGGCUGUGACGCUGGAUGGCAGUGGUCCAAUCACUUGUAAUACUAACAAUGCCAGCUGUGUUCUCAGGGGCUUUCAGUGUGGACAAACUCUCAAUAUUUCUGUUAAAGCCUCCUCUGUCAGCUGCAGUGGGCCAUACAGCCCCAUGCAGACUGUUCGUACAGAAGCUAACAACAGUGACUGA
This is a messenger RNA of Girardinichthys multiradiatus, 2448 nucleotides long. Its product is annotated as fibronectin type III domain-containing protein 7-like. The record is from RefSeq and is a predicted model, not a curated record. NCBI's taxonomy places the organism in Eukaryota, Metazoa, Chordata, Actinopteri, Cyprinodontiformes, Goodeidae. The transcript is spliced from 11 exons. Gene Ontology annotation, molecular function: protein binding. The coding region runs from base 1 to 2448 and encodes 815 amino acids.